This is a messenger RNA of Calliphora vicina (urban bluebottle blowfly), 1454 nucleotides long. RefSeq names its product cGAS-like receptor 2 (gene cGlr2). The record is from RefSeq and is a predicted model, not a curated record. NCBI's taxonomy places the organism in Eukaryota, Metazoa, Arthropoda, Insecta, Diptera, Calliphoridae. The coding region runs from base 35 to 1318 and encodes 427 amino acids. The transcript is spliced from 5 exons.
UACUCAGUUUAAUAAAAUAUUUUCAGCUGUAAAGAUGGAGGUGCACGCAAAUUUAGAAAACGUUUUAAAAAAAGUUAAUAAUUUUAUAAAUAUUGACGCUAACCGGCAAAAAUAUGCAGAGCAUUUUGACAACUUAAAAAAUACUAUUUUUAAGGAGUUGCGUAAAAAUGAUGUAUUUAAUUACCUGUUGAAUGGCUUCCAAUUGGGAGGCAGUUAUGGAGAUAAUGUUAAAGUCUCUAUUCCCAAUGAAUAUGAUUUGGUUUUUAACAUCAAGUUCCCAGAACCAAAUUUGAUUGAGGUUAAAAAAGAUCAUGAACUACCUGGCAAUGUACAUUUAGACUUUACCAAGGUAAUACAAAAAAUAGCGAAGGAGAAACAGCAUGAGAAUAAUCUACUUCACAUCAAGCAGUGGCUGGACAAUGAAAAUUAUCUUAAAGUUGAAAAAUUUCAAAUGUUUUUACGCUCAUGCUUCAUUAGUGUUCUAACGAAAAUGGAAUACCAAAUAACAUUCAAUGGAAAAACAUCUUCUCUGCGCUAUAGUCGUGAAGGUCCUGCCCAUACUGUAAAAGUUACUGAAUCAUUAGAUUUUAUCUAUUCGGUAGAUUUUGUACCCGGUAUAUUGUUGAACGCUGCGCAAUCCGUCAUUCCGAAUAUUGUUGGUCAAUGGGAAGCUAUACCCAAGCCUACACCCAUCAAUAAUCCGUCCUACAAGUCAUUUAGAGCAUCGUUUUAUCGACAAGAACAGAACCUAAUAAAAGGCAGACUGCAAUUGAAAAAUGUUUAUCGCAUGAUGAAAAAAUUUAGAGACUCUAAAUCGAAUAUGAUGAAAAUGAAAAGCUACUACAUUAAAACCCUCUUUCUGUGGAAAUCCAGCAGAGAAAAUGUGAACUAUUGGUCAAAAUCGUUAACGGAAAUUAUAAUUGAUAUGUUUAAAGACAUGGAAAAGAGUUUACGUGAAGAAAACUUACCCUUUUAUUGGGACACAGAGUUAAAUUUAUAUGAUCGUUAUCAACCCAGACUCUUGCGCGAAAUGUUGGGUUGUGUUGAAAGUUCACGAGAGAUCUUAGAAAAGGCUGCUAAAGAAUUAACACCUGCUCUGCAAAAAAAAGUGUAUCGUAUUUUUUUGGUUGAAAAAGAACGAAAUUUGUUGGAGGCUCAAAAUAAUGGACGAAGUUUGAGUAAUGCAGAAUCUAAUGGAAAUCCAAACAAACCAAAAUUAAAUCAAAACCAAAAUAACCAUGGUGCAGAUAAAAAAGAUGCUUCCAAACUUCAGUCACAACAGAAUGAGAGCAGCAAAUCAAGUUGUUUAAUUUCAUAAAAUAAUCCAUAAUCUUCUAUUUUUUAUUAUAUUCCAUUAUGAAACAUAUCUUUAUAAAUACUUAUGUACAAAAUUAGCCAUAUUACAUUUGUAUUUUGUAUACAAAAUAUAUUUCACUUGACUGAUAUUAAUUAAA